Pneumocystis murina B123 is the source of this 1531-nucleotide messenger RNA. RefSeq lists its product as hypothetical. NCBI's taxonomy places the organism in Eukaryota, Fungi, Ascomycota, Pneumocystomycetes, Pneumocystales, Pneumocystaceae. The coding region runs from base 58 to 1095 and encodes 345 amino acids. Gene Ontology annotation, biological process: regulation of alternative mRNA splicing, via spliceosome. The record is from RefSeq and is a predicted model, not a curated record. The transcript is spliced from 5 exons.
UUCAUCAUUUUUUUUCUUUAAAAUUGAAAGUGGUAAUAAGUUUUAUCAAAAUUUAUUAUGAAUAUUCAUUUUGGACUUAAUUUGUCAAAAAAUAAGAAUAUUUCUCAUAAGAAUUUAAGAAGAAAUGUAAAUGCCUUUGUUUCAGAAGAAAAUGAGGAGAAUAAUGAUAAAUCUUUUGAAAAUUCAACAAAAAUGGUAAAUAAAGAAUUAAGUUUAUAUUAUAUAAAUUCAAGCAAGAAUGAAAAAAAUGAAGAAGAAAUUGAUUCUUCUAUUUAUGCAUAUGAUGAGAUAUAUGAUGAAAUGAAGGAAGCACAAAAAAAGAGGAGAACAGAAACGGAUGAGGAUAAAGAGCAAAGAAAACCAAAAUAUAUGGAUAAAUUUUUUGAAUUAGCAUCUGUAAGAGAACGAGAUAGAUUAAGAGCUCAGGAAAAAAUGCUUCAAAUAGAAAGACAAGCAGAAGGCGAUAUGUAUAAAGACAAAGAGAAAUUUGUUACGGAAGCAUACAAAAAGCAACAAGAAGAAUUAAGUCGUCUUGAAGAAGAAGAAAACAGAAAAGAAGCGUUAAUGAGAAAAAAAUCUAAGGGGAUAGAGUCUUUUUAUCUUAAUAUGCUCAAUCAAGAAGAAGAAUAUCAUAAUCAAGUCAUCGAAGCAAUCUCUAAAUCUCAUAAAGUUUUAAAAACUGAUGAUGUUUCAAAAGAAAAGACAUUGGAAGAAAUAGCAAAAGAGUUAAAUGAAAAAGGUAUUAAUGUAACUAUGAAUGAUGAUGGAGAAGUUGUAGACAAGAGGCAACUUUUAUCUGCUGGACUUAAUAUAGUUAAAAAAUCUACAAAAGUAUCACAAGAAUAUCUAAAGAUGCGAAAAAAUACUCAAAAUCCCAAAUUUGUUUCAAAGGCUCAUGAAAGAGAGAAAAGAGAAAAAGAGAUAUUUUUAAUUCAAGAACAGAUUAAACAAAUGGAAAAAGAAAGAGAGGAAGAAGAACGUAGGAAAUAUGAGGAAUUGGUUAUUAAAAGUCAAAAAAAAAGAUCAGCGGAAGAAAUUAAUAAGAUAAAAGAAAGAUAUUUAAAAAGAAAAGCAGAAUCCUUACAAGACUUUUAAAUACAAUUAUAAUUUGAUAAAUUUAAUAUAUGGCUUGAUAUAUAACUAAAUUAAUAGAUAUUUCUGUGGAAGACUUUACUAUGAAAAUACUUUAACAUAUAAUAUCCAAUUUAGAAUCAAUCCUGUAACAAUAAAUCCUAAAUAAGUUUGAGUCAAUUUUAAUGCAAUUUCUUUUGAUCUAAAUAUUAUGUCUUGAUACAUCAUUUUAGACUUUUUAUGAAAUAAGUUAUAAAGACAAUGAUUAAUAUAUUUCUUGUUAUAAAUAUUGUCAUCUCGAUAGAAUGCAGCAAGAAAUACUAAUGAAAACAUAUUUAAGAUACUAAAAAGCAUAAUAAUAGCAUUAAUAUCAGUAUUCUAAAAAUAUUAGUAUAUUUCUAAUUGUUUUAUUAAACAACAGUUAGCUCUUUCUUUUUAUUGAAAUUUAAUAUAAUAUGUA